This is a messenger RNA of Bathycoccus prasinos, 459 nucleotides long. RefSeq lists its product with no specific name. Gene Ontology annotation, biological process: positive regulation of SREBP signaling pathway. The record is from RefSeq and is a predicted model, not a curated record. Bases 1 to 459 code for a protein of 152 amino acids. NCBI's taxonomy places the organism in Eukaryota, Viridiplantae, Chlorophyta, Mamiellophyceae, Mamiellales, Bathycoccaceae. The transcript has a single exon.
AUGGAUGAGGAGAAGCGUCAGUGCGUAAAUACCAAGCAAGGCUUACAUCACAUCACCGACGACAACGGGUACACGUGCGACUGGUUCGACGUGUUCCCUCCAACCGGGUGUUGCCCACCGGAGAAAGCGAUCGAGAAACGCUACGGGUGUUCCGCGUGCGACCUCGCCAAAGGCGGCGAAACCGAGAAGUGCUGCGGAACGUACGAGUCGUGCGUGUCGUGUUGCCAAAACGCGAAAGUCUCCACCGCGGAAACCGAUCGAACGCGAGAACCGAUUGGACGCAUGCAGCCGCAGACUGGGUAUUUUUCGGACGCGUUUUCGCACUGCAAGAGCAAGUGCCGGACGCAACCGACGGUGACCGUGCACGAAUCUACGUACGGGUACGAGAAGAGGUUUUGUUUCGGGACGUUUCCGAGGGAUAAAGAUCCGACGCCGCCGAGAGGGUUCAAGCCGAAGUAG